Messenger RNA from Adineta steineri, 1290 nucleotides. Lineage: Eukaryota; Metazoa; Rotifera; Eurotatoria; Adinetida; Adinetidae. The record is from the annotation of a GenBank genome assembly.
AUGAAAUCGAAAUUGAAUGGUACAAGUUCAUUUAUAAACCAAACACUUGAUAUUAUUUAUAUAGAAUCAAAUCUAUUUGAGAAUCAAUUUUGUAUAAAUAAACGAAAAACAAGAUCAAUUAAAACUCGUUCACGUUUUUCUCUUGUUUCAAUAACUGAAUCAAAAUCAAAUGAAUUCAAUGAAUAUUUACAAGAACGUCAAUAUAUGAUUGAGAAUUUUAAUAAAUUUUUAACUACACAAUUGAGAGCCAAUGAAAAUCUUUCACUUGAUUCAUUCAAGCUUAUACAUUCAUUAGGUGAAGGAGGUUAUGGUUCAGUUUUUCUUGCUUAUCAUAAUAAUACAAAUGAAUAUGUUGCAUUGAAAGCAAUUAAAAAAUCAACAUUAAUUGAAAAUGAUGAACAAAAUACAAUUCUAUCUGAAAGACAAUAUGCAUUUGCAUUACAUCAUCCAAAUAUUGUUCAAUUUAUUACAAGUUUUAAGGAUAAUGAAUAUGUUUAUAUAGGAUUUGAAUGGUUACAAGGCGGAGAUUUAUAUUCAUUAAUGAGUUAUCAAAAAUUAACUGAACUUCAAGCGAAAUUUUUUGCAGCACAGAUUGUCAUGGCUCUUGAUUAUUUGCACGGGUGUAAAAUUGUUUAUCGUGAUCUAAAACCAGAAAAUAUCGUAUUAACAUGUCAUGGUUAUAUUAAAUUAAUUGAUCUUGGUUUAGCAAAACUUAUUCGAGGUUAUAGUGAAACAUUUUGUGGUACACCACAUUAUAUUGCACCUGAAAUACUUAUGCAUCGUCCAUAUACAAUUUCACCUGAUUAUUGGACAUUAGGAAUUAUUAUUCAUGAAAUGGUUACUGGUAUUGCACCUUAUGAUCGAACAUAUCGAAUACAUGAAAAUGAAUCGACUGAAAAUGAAUAUGAUAAUCGAUCGACAAGUACUAUUGAAAAUAGCUCAUCAGAUAUUAUUCGACCUACGUCAAAACAUUAUAAUAUGUAUCAUCGUAUAAUCACCGGUUGUUCAUCAAUGCAUCUUGAAGAUGUAACACAUAACUGCACUAUACUCAUUCAUGAUUUACUUCAACAUAAUAUUAAUCAACGUCUUGGUUGUCGACAACGUGGUAUACUUGAUAUUUUUGAACAUCCUUGGUUUAAUCAAAUUAAUUUUUGGAAUUUAUAUCAACAAAAAUAUUUACCUCCAUUUAUUCCUUUAUGUAAAUAUUUUCCUACGAAUAAAUAUCAAAGUGAAACAAUACUUAAAUUUACUGCAAACAAACAAUAUGAAUAUGAUUUUAUUGAAUUUUAA